AAUCCCAAAGUCUUUUAGCCCAAAAAACACAAUCAAAAUAGUUAGUUAGUUUGGUGAUACGAAUAAAUCCUCUCUACUGUCGUACCACUCGGUUUGGCAGAGCUCUCUGUUUGAAUCAAAGUUGUAGAGACACAUCAAUAGUUAUAGUGUUAUAGAAAGAAACACAGAGAGAAAGAGAAAGGGCCAUGGCGAAGUUAAAGGCAAUACUUGUAGUGGUUUCAGUAAUGGUGACCUUGGCAUGGAUACCCAUCUCCGAGUGUGCCAAGAAACCAGUGGCUGUGGCUAGAAAGGAAGACAUUCCGUACAUCAAAUGCCAGGUUUGUGAGAAGCUCGCUUCUCAGCUCUACAAACAAGUUCAGAACAAGCAAGCUCAAAUCUCUCCGAAGAAGAUCUCGGAGUACCAGAUAAUUGAGAUUGCUGAGAAUGUUUGUAAUUUGAAGAAGGCAGAAGCAGAUUGGAUUUUGCAGAUUGAUAUAGUUGAACAAGGUGAUAAAUUGAAGUUGGUUGAACAAAACACUGAAGGACAAUGCAAUUCAAAAUGCAAGACGAUUGAACGAACUUGUCAGGAGGUCAUGGGAUAUUCGGAUACUGACGUUGCUGAGUAUCUAUACAAGUCCCAGCCUAAGAUUGAUACAUUGGUUCAUUUUCUCUGCAAGGACCUCACUACAGCAUGUAGUACCAAACCUUCUCCGGUUCCUAAGGGUAGGACUCCUGGAGAACCUUUUGUGGCCAAAUCAGAAAAAGAGGCUGAAAUGGAAAAGAUUAUGAAAUCUAUGGAGGGUAUGCCAGGAGCUCCAGGCAUGAAAAUGUAUUCAAAGGAUGAUUUGUUGAAUAACAAUUUCGGUGAUGAAGAUGCUGAUGAUGACGAUGAGGAGGAUGACGACGAUGCACGCUUUCCCUCGAAAUUGGGAAAAGUCUUGAGAGAAAAAGAAAGCUCAAAGGAUGAUUGGAAAAAGAAGAUCACCAAAGAGAUCACUAAGACUGGUGAGACCUUAAAGAAACAUGCAAACAAGGUAUCAAACCACGUACGCCAGUGGUGGAGAAGAUUCAAAAAGCCUAGUCCAAAGAAGAGUUCCAAGGCAAAGAAGCAAGAGCUUUAGGGGCCACCCAAUUUUACAAAUGUAGGGUCUAUUAAGGUUAAUUACGUUUUUCCGCAACAUAUCAAUUUAGCUGUUAGAGAGUAAAAGUUUGAGAAGAAUUCGAAGCCUAUUUGUGAAUUUUGGUUACUUUUUCUCGUAGAAUAUUUUAUUUUUUAUAUUUGUAUUGUUGACACAAUGCAACAAUGAAUCCGAAGCAAGAGUGCGACUAUAAUUGCUGAAGUUA
This is a messenger RNA of Humulus lupulus (European hop), 1323 nucleotides long. RefSeq lists its product as uncharacterized. Lineage: Eukaryota; Viridiplantae; Streptophyta; Magnoliopsida; Rosales; Cannabaceae. The coding region runs from base 186 to 1100 and encodes 304 amino acids. The transcript is spliced from 7 exons. The record is from RefSeq and is a predicted model, not a curated record.